Molecule: messenger RNA, 10064 nt
Organism: Stomoxys calcitrans (stable fly)
Lineage: Eukaryota; Metazoa; Arthropoda; Insecta; Diptera; Muscidae
Product: ecdysone receptor
Exons: 6
Coding region: 3313-5502 (729 amino acids)
Biological process (GO): ecdysone receptor signaling pathway; negative regulation of transcription by RNA polymerase II; positive regulation of transcription by RNA polymerase II
Cellular component (GO): nucleus
Molecular function (GO): ecdysone binding; zinc ion binding; nuclear receptor activity
Source: RefSeq, a predicted model, not a curated record
CGGCAAUAAGUCCUACAGGGCAAUGUGUGUUUGCGUGUGUAUUUGUUUAUGCAUUUUCUACGGUGAGAUAUGAUAACCCACAGAAACUCAACUCAACCAGCAAAAAAUGAGAGUGGCUGAGAUGCAUGCUAGAGUGUGUGUAUGCGAGAGCAGAGUUAGUUGUAUAUCUUUAGGUCGCUAGCUGCUCACUCGUCUAUGCUCGUAGACGUCGUCGUCAUCGUCGUCGUCGUCGUGGUUGCCGUUGCCUUCGCGAGCGUCAAAGUGAGUUCAUGACUCUGGCAAUGACUGGCAUUCAUUGAUUUAGUAUUUGUUUGGACAUCGUUGUUAGCGGAGGGUUUUAAACGCAUUGUUGUCGCUCGUCGUAACACACACACCGAAUUAGUUGUCGUCGUCGUCGUUCGCGGCUCGUCUUGUCCGUCGUCAUCAACAAAAAAUAAAGAAAAUAAAAAAACGGAGUAGCGCGUCGUCGCUGUCUUUUUAACAUUCUAAACAAGAAACGCGCUAUGUUCAAAACAAGAAAAUAAAAGAAGAAAAAAAAACAGUUUUUUUCAUACUCGUAUUGUGUUGGAUUGGUGUUGUUUUUGUUUUGUCGAGAUAGAAGAAAGAAAACAAAAAGUUGAAAGAAAGCAAAAAUUAUAAGAAUUCAUAACAACAUAGAAUAUUUAUGUGUAUGUAUGUAUGUAUGUCUAGAAGAAAAGAAGAAGCAGAAAAAGAAACCUACAAACAAAUGUACCUACCUACAAUAAUAAAGCCACAUUAUUAGUUUUGAUUUUGAUGUUGAGGUUGUUGUUGUUGUUGAUUUUGGCAUGGAAUAUUUAAAAAUACAACAACCAUGUAGUAGACAUUGUUGUCUUCAUUUAUUUCGGCUGUUGUUUUUAAACGUGCAGUGAACACAAAGUAAAUAAUAAUUCGUGUAUCUUCUCGUUCUACGUUUUCAAUAACACACGGAUACACAUACAUACAGACAGACAGGCAGAUAGACAGACAAACUCAGGCGCGUUUGUGGCCCCCAACACCCCUUAUGCACAUGCAUAAGUGCGCGCAGCACACACAACAAACUCUACUCUCUCGCAUCGGUGCAAGCAAGUAAACAAACCAGCAACAAAACAGAACAAAAUCAUUUCUUUCUUUCAUUAUUCGUCGUCGUCAGUCUUCUGCUGGGGCUCUCCAUUAUUUCCGAUCGAAAUCAAACCCCCAGCAAAACGGCAUGAAACGAAGAAAGAUCGCCGCCGCCAAAAAAACACACACCGCUUGCAAGAAAUGGAAAUUGAAUUGAAAUAAAAUACAAAAACAACAACACCAGCAGCAGCAAUAAUAAAACGUGCACUUUUAAUUAUCAAAGUUCGAGUGUGGUGAUACGUCUUACGUUACGUUGAGAUACGUUGAAUAUCCACAAGGUCAGAGGCGACUCUUGGGAAAUUUAAAAAAUCAAGUGCAAUUUUUUGGAAACACAUUUUUUUUACAAAAAAAAAAGAAAAAAUUUAUAAAGAUCUCUGUUUGAAUGUUUGAGUGUCUUGGUGUUUUUGUUUUCUAAUAACCCUCAUAGCAUAAUUAUCAAAAUGCUGUUAAUUAUUUAACAAAAAAAAAAGUUCAAUGGCAAAUUUUUAUUGGUGUUCCCCAAAGGCUAUGGAAAAAAUGUGUGAACAACAACAAAAAAACUAACAAAACAAAAAGUGAAUGAUAAGAAAAUAAAAAUUUUUAAAAACCAAAAAACAAACUGAUUAAAAGAAAAUUAAAAAAAAAUAAUUUGAAUCUAAACUAAAAAAAUUAACAACAAUAACUUAGAAAUCCUUUAGAGUAGCUGCCAGUGCAACUCUUAGCCUUGCCUUUACUUUGUCUAAAGUGUUGUGGUGAUUGAGUGUUAGAAAACGAGAGAGAGCGAGAGAGAGAGAGAGUGCAAGACAUCACCCCUAAUAUAAUUGAAACUGGAGAUUUGCCCACCUUGGGUAGUUGAGUGAACAAGAUUUUUCUGUUCUUUGUUCCAUGCCUUAUGCCAUUAGUCGUAGUCGUCGUCGUCAUCGUCAUCAUCCUCGCCAACCUCACUCACCUUCGUUGAUUUCUUAAAGAAAGCAAACCAACAAAGCCAAUACUACUCCUAACAACAAAGGCAUAAAGAGAGCGAGUACGUAAGUGAACGAGAAAGUGCGUGCGUGCUAGUGUCAUUGCAUAUGGUGCGUGGGUACGUGAGUGUUGCUGCUGCUACUGCCGACUGACUGGCUAAGUGCGUGCGUGCGUAAAAAUCCUUAAGGAAUAUUCAGUGUAGACCACAAACUCUGUCUGUCUGGCUGCUUGGGUGAUUAUAAUUUUAUGUGUCUGCUGCUACUGUCGUUUUUAUGACACUCAUCAUUCGUCCUUCGCCUCCUUAAAAAAAAGCACACACAACAACAACAGCAAUCCCCAACACCCCUAAGCGCCCCCUAGUCAAGGUCUUUUUAUGGGAAUUUGCUUUACGCAGCCCACAUUGUCUUCGUCCUCAACGUGAAGUUGGUGUUGAUAGCGCCGUCUGGCUUACAAUUACUUUAAUGGAGCACAUAAUAAAUUACAAAAGCAACAGCAACUGACUUAGAACAACAAUAACAAGAACAAAAACAAAUACAAAUCAUUUAGUGAAAUUCUUAAAGGAAAUUCUUAACAGCAAAAAAAAAAAAACAAACAAACAAAAUCUCACCACAAAUUUCCUAAUUCCUACUCAUCCCAUAAACGCUUUGCCAGCAAACUUGUUUUAAUUACUCGCUCUCCUACUCUCUUAGAAGAAAACAACAACAAAAAACCAUACACCUCACUCUUCGUUACCGUUAAAAAAAUUCAAAGAUAACCUGUUGAUCGCAAUGAAAUGACCUGCAUAAAUUAAAUUAAAUUAUAAUAAAAAAUUUAAUAAAAAAAAUAUUGUGAUAUAUUAAAAUACAUACACACAUAUAUGUAUAUAAAAUAUACAUACACAUAUAAUUAAUAUUAUAUAGAACAACAACCUGCAAAUUGGAUUUAUUUCAAUGGAACGGGUUCAAUAAAACCUCAUCUUUAGUCAACGGAAUAACCUCAACAACUACAACAACAACAAUUAGAAAGCAACCUCAAACCUCCCGAAGAGAACAAACAAUCUCUCCCCAAUACCCCCACAACCCAUAUAACGGAACAAAAAACUACACAGCAAAUGGAUUAAUGCUUAGAAGGGAAUAUUUUUCAAAAUAGUUAAAGUUGAAAUUAUAAAAAGGAAAAAUUAAUUUUUUGUAAAGCUUUAAUAAACAACAACGUCCUGCUGCGUUAUCGCUUCAGAACGCGUUGCCAGAAAUUUUACACAAUUUCGCCUUCCAAAUGAUGAAACGACGUUGGUCUAAUAAUGGUGGUUUCACCGCCCUAAGAAUGCUCGAAGAAUCCUCCUCCGAAGUAACAUCAUCAUCCAACGGCCUGGUUUUAUCAACAGAACUCAAUAUGUCACCCUCAUCACUGGACUCGCCUGUCUAUAACGAUGCAGAGUUAUGGAUGUGCAACGAUUCAGCCCCCAAUUAUAAUCAGCACAGUGUUAUAACCUCCUUGCAGGGUUGCUCCACAUUGCCAGCCCAAACCACUAUAAUACCCCUACCCGCUUUACCCAAUUCCAAUUCGAAUAGUUCAACGCAGAAUUAUACGAAUGGUCACAAUUCAAAUAUGGUCUCCGCAAAUGGUGGUGUGGUGCCGGGCAUGACAAAUUUGAAUGGUCACAAUCAUGCCAGCCAUCACAGUAAUCCCAAUCACCUUAUGAAUGGUAAUGGUGGUGGUGGGGGAGGUGGUGGCGGCGGUGGCGGGGGAGGAGGCGGUGUUGGUCCAGUGGGAGCUACAGGUUUAACACAACAUCAGCUGUCGGCAGCUAUCCACCAGUCGCUGCAGAAUGGUCAUACCAUGCAAAUGAAUCACAAUGGCAUUCAUAGCCUAAGUAAUGGCCUGCAGCAUCAUCAUAUCAACAAUGGCAAUAAUAUGAUGCAUCAUGCACCACGUUCGGAAUCGGUGAAUUCAAUAUCGUCAGGACGUGAUGAUUUGUCACCUUCGAGUAGUCUCAAUGGCUUUUCCACCAGCGAUGCCAGUGAUGUUAAGAAAAUCAAAAAAGGUCCUGCGCCCCGUUUACAAGAGGAACUAUGCCUGGUGUGUGGCGAUCGGGCGUCAGGCUAUCAUUAUAACGCGCUUACCUGUGAAGGCUGCAAGGGCUUCUUUCGACGGAGUGUUACCAAAAAUGCCGUUUAUUGUUGUAAAUUUGGACAUGCGUGCGAAAUGGACAUGUACAUGCGGCGCAAGUGUCAGGAGUGUCGGCUGAAGAAGUGCCUGGCGGUGGGCAUGCGGCCCGAAUGUGUUGUCCCCGAGAACCAGUGUGCAAUGAAGAGGCUCGAGAAGAAGGCCCAAAAGCAAAAGGAUAAACUGCAGACGAAUGUGUGUGCCACGGAUGGUGUCAAAAAGGAGAUACUUCUUGAUCUGAUGUCUUGUGAACCUCCCACACAUCCCACAUGUCCGCUGUUACCUGAAGAUAUAUUGACAAAAUGUCAGGCUCGAAAUAUACCUCCUCUAACGUACAAUCAAUUGGCAGUUAUUUAUAAAUUAAUAUGGUAUCAAGAUGGCUAUGAGCAGCCAUCCGAGGAAGAUCUCAAACGUAUAAUGAGUUCACCCGAUGAAAAUGAAAGCCAAACGGAUGUGAGUUUUCGUCAUAUAACUGAAAUCACUAUACUCACAGUACAAUUAAUUGUGGAAUUUGCCAAGGGUUUGCCAGCGUUUACCAAAAUACCACAAGAAGAUCAAAUUACUCUGUUAAAGGCCUGCUCAUCCGAAGUUAUGAUGUUGCGAAUGGCACGUCGCUACGAUCACAAUACAGACUCGAUAUUCUUUGCCAAUAAUCGAUCGUACACCCGUGACUCGUACAAAAUGGCCGGCAUGGCUGAUAAUAUUGAGGACUUGCUGCAUUUCUGUCGACAAAUGUACUCCAUGAAGGUGGACAAUGUCGAAUAUGCUUUACUCACUGCCAUUGUGAUCUUCUCCGAUCGGCCGGGACUCGAAGAAGCCGAACUAGUCGAAGCGAUACAAAGUUACUACAUCGAUACACUCCGCAUUUACAUACUUAAUCGCCAUUGCGGCGAUCCCAUGAGUCUCGUAUUCUUUGCCAAGCUGCUAUCCAUAUUGACCGAACUGCGAACCUUGGGCAAUCAGAAUGCAGAAAUGUGCUUCUCGCUCAAGCUGAAGAAUCGCAAACUGCCAAAAUUCCUCGAAGAGAUUUGGGACGUUCAUGCCAUUCCACCCUCGGUGCAGUCGCACAUACAGGCCACACAGGCGGAGAAGGCCGCCCAGGAAGUGUUGGCCUCCACAUCGGGCAUAGCCACAGCAAUACAACAGGUAGCCGCCACCUCAUCAUCCUCCAUCAAUACGUCACUGGCCACCUCAUCGACAUCACCUACCACAGCAGCUUCCAGCACGCCCAAUGGUGGCGGCGACUUUGGCACCGACAUGAGUCUGACGCUGACGGGUCAAACCGAUAGCAGCGCAUAGCAAUAGCUGAUAAUCGAGGAUGACGAUGAGGGUGUUGUACUACUGGAAACCGCUGCAGCCGUUGCAUUUGCCGAUCAUGAAUUGCAACACUAGAUGUUCUAAACAUCUAAUGUUGUUUUUUUUUCUUUUUGUUGUUUUUUUAUUGAUUUUGACCAUGUCUCUGGUUCAUCAGUUCCACACAUACACUUUGUUUAAGGGGUUCUUUUCAUUUUGAUAAGGUAACAUUUUAUUUUGAAAACUUUUGCUGAUCGCUUUGGUGAAUUUUAAGGGUCAUACAAGUGCGGCAAAUUUUCUAAUAAUUUGAUAAUUUUUAAAGACAACUUUUGGAUGUUUAUGUUGCGAAUAUCUACAAUUACACUGUUUUAUGCAAGCACUAUCCAGUGGAAGUCAUAGAUUUUCAAACAAAGUUUUGAUGGUUAUCAUAACAUCGAUAUCAAUCAAUAGCUAAACAAUAUAUAUUCAUAGUAAAUUGUACAUGUUAUCGUCUGUCAUCAUGUCAUAGCCGAGUCAGAAGGCGUGCCGCAGUGCGACACUUCUUUGGAGAAAUGUUUGACGUGGCAUAGUACCUCACAAAUGUUUCCAGCAUUAGGAGGGGAAAACUACCGCUGAAUAUUUUUUCUGAUAGUCUCGAAUCCAGGCGUUCAGCGUCAUAGGUGGACAUGCUAACCUCUGCACUACGGUGGCCCCCAAUAUAUAUUUGGAGCAAAAACUUUUUAAGGUUUCAAAAUUAAGAGAAAAAAUUUUUAAAACUAAAUUUUAUAGAAAAUUAUUUUAAAUUGUUCACGCUCACUACUACAGGACGGGAGUUAUAGUAAUUUUUUCGGGAGAUUUAUUCGAAUAUUCAUCUCCGAUUCCACAAAGGAGAGCUGGCAAACUAUCGAUAAUCGCAACAUUCGAUAUUUCCGAUAUUUCUUAUAAUAAAUAUUUCAAAUAACCAAACGAAAAUGAAAAGUAAAACUCAGCAGAUCGAUUUAUAUAGAAGCAAUAUCAAUGCACAAACCGAAUAAAACAAAAUUGAAAAAGUCUGUUGAAGUCAGGAUUGUAAAAGUUUUUAACCUAACCAGAUGAAAAUUGCGCCCUCUAUAGGCGUAAUGUAUCUUAAAGGAUACAUUCAGUGUCAGAUCGGCAAUUUUUGUUUAAUGUUGCAAAAAAUUUAACUUUGCCAAUAGUAUCGAUAGAAAAAUUAUCAAUCGAUAUUCAGACAAAAAAAAAAUAAAAUAUCGAUAGUAUCGAUGGUGUCAUCAAUAUCUUGUUAGCUCUAUCACAAAGUCCAUAGUUUGACAAAAAGUUUGUUAUGGAUAAUAAUAUUAUUGAUUUAUAUAUAUGUUAUCGAAAACCAUAUUAUCGAUAUGUUAUGGAUAAUUAUACUAUCGGUGUGUUAUAGAUAAUUAUUGAUAGUUAUUUUAUGGGUGUGUUACCGAUAAUUAUACUAUCGGUAUAUUACCGAUAGUUAUUUUGUCGUUAUGUAUCGAUAUAUUAUCGAUAACACGUUAUCCAUGUCCUUAAAAAUUCAAUGGAUUUUAUACGCCAAUAAUAUAGACCUAAAUACAUGACUGUUUAAUUCUGCAAAAUGUUUAAUUUUGCCAAUAGUAUCGAUAGAAAAAAAAUUUCAAUCGAUAUUUAGACAAAAAAUAAAAUAUCGAUAGUGCCAUCGAUAUUUUGUCAGCUCUACCACAAAGUCUAUAUAUUGGCGAUGUUUUGUUUCGAAUGUUAUCGAUAAAUAUUCUAUGGAUAAUAAUAUUAUUGAUAUGCAAUCGAUAAAUAUGCUAUGGAUAAUAAUAUUAUUGAUAUGCAAUCGAUAAUUAUAUUAUAUAUAUGUUAUCGAAAAUCAUAUUACCGGUAUAUUAUUGACUAUUAUACUAUCGGAAUGUUAUAGUUAAUUAUUUUAUAUAUAUAUAUGUUAUCGAAAAUAAUAUCGGUACGUUAUCGACCCUUAUACUAUCGGUAUGUAAUCCGUUAAUUAUAUUAUCGAUGUGUUAUCGAUAAUUAUAUUAUUGGUAUGUUACCGUUAGUUAUUUUAUUGGUAUGUUACCGAUAAUUAUAUAAUUAUUGACAAAUAUGUUAUCGAUAACAACACAUUAUCAAUGUCCUUAAAAAUUCGAUCGAUUUAUUCGAUAUAUAAAUUGCCUGAUUUUCCCUGAUUUAAUGUAAAUUUAAUAAUUGUUGCUUUAUCUUAUGAACAGUGCAACAUAAAAUGCAAUGUCAUUGCAUGUUAUCACCUUAUAAGCCACUUGUAUGUCCUUUAAAGACAAAGCGAUGAUGUUUAAACUAUAAAUCUUUUUUUUUUCAAUUUUUUCCUAUUACUUUUAAACCCUAACCCGAAAAGGACGAUUUUAUAUAAUAAAAAAAAGGAGUAAACAAAAACAUUUUUUUUCAAAGAAAACCUAGAAAACACCUUACAAAAAACAAACUGAGAGUAAAGAUUGUUAAACAAAAUGUGUUUAUUAUUAUUACAAAUAUAUGUAUGUACCAUAGUAUUUACGAUGAACGAGGAAUGAUAAAUGAUAAUGUUAAAAACUUCAAUAAUGUAUUUAAACCAAACAAACAAAAAAAGAAAAAAAUCAAAAAAAUAUUCAAAAUGUAUACUUUCAGUAUAUAUAUAUAUACAUACAUACAUACAACAUGCAUAUAUACACUUGGACAAACAAAUAAACUUUGUUUACAAAAUCGCCCCCUCACUCUCUAACUCUCUCUCUUGACACAGCAACCUCGCCUAGUCCUACCUGAUGAUGAGCACAGAGCCCCCUAACUUCCCAAUCCAAAAAAUCCUUAAUGAACAAAGAAACCCCUACAGAUAUUGAAAAAAGAAAAAACAAAUCCAGUUAAAAAUCCCCCCACACACAUACACACACAAAGAAAUUUAUAUAUAUAAAAAAGUGAAAAUUUAACUGAUGAAUAAGCGAAAACAAACAAAAGAAAAAUAAAUUAAAAAAAAAGAAAAUAUUAAGCAUAAAAUACACAUUCUUUCACUUUUUUGGCUUAUCUUUUUUAUGUUUCUUAAGAUUUUUAGCUAAAGAAAAACAAAACAAAAAAUUAUAACUAAACAUCAACUACUAUUAUAUACUACAAUAAUGUUAUAAAUAUGAUUAAUAAUUAUUAUUAUUAAUAUAUAUAUAUAUAAAUGUAUAAAUAAUAUUUUUUUAUUUUUUAUUAUUGAUAAAUACGAAAAAAACAACUUGGACUGAUUUCUCACAUUUUUAGAUCUACGAGUUACACAAUAAGAAACCAUGAAAUGGACAAAAACAAAACAACAACAAAAGUAUAUUCAUUUUUUAGAAUUCCCUCCCUUGAAAAUUUUAUAAAUUUUAUAUAUAUUUGCAAAAAGAUACAAAAAAACGUAAUGAAUAAAUGCAAGAAUGCAGGAAAGAAAGAAUCUAAAGAAAACAAAAGCAAACUUCAAACAUAUUUUUGGCGGCAAUUCAAAACAUGUAAUUUUUUUUUUUAUAUAUGGAAGUAAAAAACAAGAAAAGAAAAUUAAAUAAAAAGUGAUAGUAAGUUACAUACAACAAACAUAUUUAAUGAUUAUGAUUUUAAAUUAAAAACAAACAAAAACACAUUAUGCUUUCAUUAGUUGUAUACUAUUAAGAGAGAGGAACAACACGAAGAUAAAAAAACACAAAAGCAAAUCGAAAAAUUCAUUGAAAUUUAUAUUUUUUGGAAGAAAAGACUUUGACCUUUUGUUUUAAGUAUGUAAAUUAUUUUUUUUUUAUAUAUACAUACAUAUAUAUAUAUAUAUAAAUAAGCAUGUAUAUUUAGUUUAUGUUAUACAACAUUUUUGUUUUAUUUCAAUAAUAUCUCUAUAAGACCAAAAUAAUUUUGGCAUUUCUUUUGGCAAUUUACUUUUUCAAAAACAACAUUUUUUCCAAGCAUGGCCUUAUUUUUUAUAAAAAAAUGCAUAAAAAUUUUACAAAAAAUCCAUAGUUUUUUUUAUAAAUAAUUUACACGAAAUUUUUUAACAUAAAUUUAUAUAUUUUUUUCUAAAUAAUUUUAUUUUAAACAAAUUGUUUAGAACAAUUUCCCUCUGUAAGCUUUUGUUUUGCUAAUUUUAUUAAUAUAUACAUAUAUAUAUAUACAUAUUUUUUCGUUUUAAGUCUAAUUAAUAUUAUUAUUAUAAUAAUUUGCUUUCUUUUAUAAGUGAAAUAAAUUAUUUCAAGAUUUCGAAAUUGUGCAAUUGUUUUUUUUUUUUAAAUAAAUAAUAUGAAAUUGUAUAAAAAAUAAUUGAAAAUACAUCCCUUUAAACAAAUUAUUGAUAACUAAUUACAAUUAUUAUUAUUAUGAAAUAAUAACAAUAACAACAGCAAAAAACAUACGAAUAUUAAUAAUUUAAGUCGAAAAAAAAUGAUUUCUCCUUCUCGUAUAUUUUAAAGAUUUAGAAAAACUAAACAAACCAACCCCCUCCCCCAACUGUAUAUUAAGCAUGAAGAGUAAAAUACACACAAACACACCAUAUAUAAUAUACUACACAUACACAAAAACAUACCAACCAACAAACACACAUGCAAACAAUGCAGAAAAAAUAUGUUUAUUGUAAAAUAAAUAAAAAGGUUACUUUUUUUAACAAA